AUGCAACAGUCAAGUGAAAAUGAAGCGGUUGUAUUUGUAAUUACGCCUAAGUUCAGACAAGAGGUGCGCUGUGGUGUUGGGACCGGUUACGCUGUCCAAGUGCAGGUUACGGCGCAGCGUAUCCUUGUCCAAUUGCGGAUUGCCACGUCGAGCUGCCCGCCGAUUGGACCAUUUCACGAAGCGCAACACCGCUACCUCAUUCACGAAGAUUACGCGGCGGACGAAGAGGAGCUUAGCGAGCCAGGACACGCCGUACUCGCGCAGCGCUUUGCGAUACGGGUGGUACCCAGCAACGAGUACACACCAGCAGAAACCUUCGACACCGCGGUGAUUGACGAUGGACCACACGGCGUAGUGGCGCUCGGCGGCGGCGGCAGCUUGGCGACGAGCGAGCUCAAGUCGAAGCUGGAUCUGACGAGCCGUCAAGCCGACAUUCGCGCGCGCAACGACCGGACGAGCUCGAGCCAUGGCAACCCGAUGAGCGGAUUCUACGCGCAAGGCUGGAGCGAGAAGGACGGUGACCGUGCGAACGGGGCGGCGCGGCGCAAGUUUGCAAGUGGCGUGCACGGGAACCAAGGUCAAGACGAACGCGUGCACCAAGGACAAGACCCGCGCACAGAACAAGAAAACGAGAACAAGAUAAGACAAGACUCGAAGACGUCCAAGAUUAGAUACGAAGGCCCAUCCCAGUAUGAAGGGAUUGCUGGUUCAGGUGGUGCAUAA
Phytophthora sojae is the source of this 723-nucleotide messenger RNA. RefSeq lists its product as hypothetical. NCBI's taxonomy places the organism in Eukaryota, Oomycota, Peronosporomycetes, Peronosporales, Peronosporaceae. The coding region runs from base 1 to 723 and encodes 240 amino acids. The transcript is spliced from 4 exons. The record is from RefSeq and is a predicted model, not a curated record.